AGUUGCCGCCAAGACCUCAACGCGAACAGUCGACUGACUGCCUCUGACCGCGAUACCCCCCCGACAGAUUUAAGGUUUCUCGCACCACCCGCCCACGCACAGAUCCCGAGCAGAUAUGCAAAUACAUUGUAGGCGCGGUCGGACCCUCAGAUAAGAUAAGCCUGUGCUCUGGAGGCGAUAAGUGCGAACAGUCGAAUAGCCAGAGUCAGAAAAGUUCUUCUGUGAGGUGAGUGAACUCCACCCCCGGUUGAGAGUAAAAUGCAGGAGUCUGGCAGUUCGUCGGACAGGGGACAGGGUCCAUCGCUGUGCCUCGAGUGGAAACAGCUCAACUACUAUGUGCCCGCCCAGGAGCAGAGCAACUACAGCUUCUGGAACGAGUGCCGCAAGAAGCGGGAGCUAUGUAUCCUUCAAGACGCCAGCGGGCACAUGAAGACCGGCGACCUCAUUGCCAUCUUGGGCGGAUCCGGCGCGGGAAAGACCACGUUGCUGGCGGCGAUUUCGCAACGGCUGCGUGGUAACCUGACCGGCGAUGUGGUUUUGAACGGCAUGGCCAUGGAACGGAAUCAGAUGACGCGCAUCUCCAGCUUUCUGCCGCAGUUCGAGAUCAACGUGAAGACAUUUACGGCCUACGAGCAUCUAUACUUUAUGUCCCAUUUCAAGAUGCACCGCCGCACCACAAAGUCAGAGAAGCGUCAAAGGGUGGCGGACCUGCUUUUAGCAGUGGGCUUAAGAGAUUCGGCACAUACCCGUAUUCAGCAGUUGUCGGGCGGAGAAAGAAAGCGCCUGAGUUUGGCAGAGGAGCUGAUCACCGAUCCCAUAUUCCUGUUCUGCGAUGAACCCACCACGGGACUGGACAGUUUUAGUGCCUACUCGGUGAUAAAAACCUUGAGGCACUUGUGCACGAGGAGGCGCAUUGCGAAGCACUCCCUGAGCCAUUUUUACGGCGAGGAUUCGUUUGAGACACCGAGUGACCAGAGUAGUGCCAGCGGGAGUGGAAGUAAGUCCAUCGAAAUGGAGGUGGUGGGCGAAUCGCACGAGAGUCUGCUGCAGGCAAUGCGGGAACUUCCCACACUGGGAGUCCUGAGCAACAGUCCCAAUGGAACCCACAAGAAGGCGGUCAUCUGCUCCAUCCACCAGCCCACGUCGGACAUCUUCGAGCUCUUCACCCACAUCAUCCUGAUGGAUAGCGGCAGGAUAGUCUACCAGGGACGCACCGAACAAGCAGCCAAGUUCUUUACGGACUUGGGCUAUGAGCUUCCUCUGAAUUGCAAUCCCGCUGACUUUUACCUCAAAACCCUGGCGGAUAAGGACGGGAAGGAGAGUGCCGGGGCUGUACUCCGGGCUAAAUACGAACACGAGACGGAUGGACUCUAUAGCGGAAGCUGGUUACUGGCCCGCAAUUACAGCGGGGAUUAUUUGAAACAUGUGCAGAACUUCAAGAAAAUACGCUGGUUAUAUCAGGUAUACCUGUUGAUGGUGCGUUUCAUGACCGAAGAUGUGCGGAAUAUCAGGAGUGCCCUCAUAUCCUUUGGCUUUUUUAUGAUCACCGCUGUAACGCUAUCUCUUAUGUACUCCGGAAUUGGUGGACUUACCCAGCGAACAGUACAGGAUGUAGGAGGCUCCAUCUAUAUGCUGAGCAACGAGAUGAUCUUCACGUUCAGUUAUGGGGUGACCUACAUAUUCCCAGCCGCACUGCCUAUCAUCCGAAGGGAGGUUGGUGAGGGCACCUACAGCCUGUCAGCCUACUAUGUGGCCCUGGUGCUCUCCUUCGUGCCAGUGGCCUUCUUCAAAGGAUACGUCUUCCUGUCCGUGAUCUACGCAUCCAUCUAUUACACGCGUGGCUUCCUUCUGUAUUUGAGCAUGGGCUUCCUGAUGAGUCUGUCCGCGGUAGCAGCCGUCGGAUAUGGCGUCUUCCUCUCCAGCCUUUUUGAGUCGGAUAGGAUGGCCUCCGAAUGCGCAGCGCCUUUCGAUCUGAUCUUCCUGAUCUUCGGUGGAACCUACAUGAAUGUGGAUACAAUUCCUGGGUUGAAGUAUUUUUCCCUGUUUUUCUAUUCCAACGAGGCAUUGAUGUAUAAAUUCUGGAUUGACAUCGACAAUAUCGACUGCCCUGUCAACGAGGAUCAUCCGUGUAUCAAAACCGGCGUGGAGGUGCUGCAGCAGGGAUCUUAUCGCACGGCAGACUACACUUACUGGCUGGAUUGCUUCAGUCUGGUGGUGGUGGCCAUCGCAUUUCACUUAGUCUCCUUUGGAUUAGUAAGACGAUACAUACAUCGCAGCGGCUACUACUGA
Molecule: messenger RNA, 2289 nt
Organism: Drosophila gunungcola (fruit fly)
Lineage: Eukaryota; Metazoa; Arthropoda; Insecta; Diptera; Drosophilidae
Product: protein brown
Exons: 8
Coding region: 259-2289 (676 amino acids)
Cellular component (GO): plasma membrane
Molecular function (GO): ABC-type transporter activity; ATP hydrolysis activity; ATP binding
Source: RefSeq, a predicted model, not a curated record